This is a messenger RNA of Rhagoletis pomonella (apple maggot), 6354 nucleotides long. RefSeq names its product discoidin domain-containing receptor 2 (gene Ddr). Gene Ontology annotation, biological process: cell surface receptor protein tyrosine kinase signaling pathway; protein phosphorylation; multicellular organism development. The transcript has 19 exons. Gene Ontology annotation, cellular component: signaling receptor complex. NCBI's taxonomy places the organism in Eukaryota, Metazoa, Arthropoda, Insecta, Diptera, Tephritidae. The record is from RefSeq and is a predicted model, not a curated record. Bases 2385 to 5918 code for a protein of 1177 amino acids. Gene Ontology annotation, molecular function: protein tyrosine kinase collagen receptor activity; ATP binding; collagen binding.
UGCAACGCCAAAAAAGCCAGUCGAAGCGAAACUCUUGACAAAGUUGAACGCGUUUUGUGGCUGUGGCGUCGGAGUGCGUUUUGUCGUCGGUUGCGGUAUAUUUGCGUUUUUUAGUUAUUUUCGGGUUGAAAAAUUCGCGUUCGUUCGUUUGCCGCAUUGUAGCACCGGGCCGUGCGUUGGUGUGUGCUUCGUACGUGUGCGUGUGCGUGAGAGUGUGCAUAUGCUAUACACACGCGUUCACCGGACGUCUAGACGGUAUCAACGCUAAUGGAAAUUUUUGACUGCUAGUCGAAUAUUUUAGAAAUUUGCAUAAAAAUUGUGGUGCGCAAAAACUAAGGGAAACAAAAAAACUUAUUGCACGAAAGUGCGGUUUUACUUUCUAUUGCCGAAAUCGUUUAAAGGUGUGCAUGCAAUUUACUUAAGAAAAAUGUUGAAAUUCUUUAAUCUGAAAAUUUAAGGAUUAAAAUUUACUUAAUGCGUUUCAUAAGUCAAUCUUAUGUUUGUUUUCAUGUGUAACUUGUCUGACUAAAAUAAAAAUCAAUAAAUGCUGACAACUUUUUUGGCUAUCUACUGUGUACUGUGCUCCGAAUUGAGUUUAGUAGCGGCUAGCAGCGCCAACAGUAAAAGUGACACUAUUACGGGUUAAAACAAAUACAAAUCAGUUGGAAAAUAAACACAAGCCGUAGUUAAACUGAAAAAUACACUUGUGUCUAGUGUUGUCCACCAAUGAAGAAAGUACCCUUAAACAAAAUACAUUUAAUUGCACAUAAACAAAUACCAGAAAACCAAACAAAUAUUUAAACAAGACCAAAAUAUAAACCAAAUUAAAAAGAAAAUAAGCUGGGAUAAGCAAAUUUGGCAAAAUGUAAAUAAAAUUAUGCAAAUCAGUGUAGAAACAAAUAUGAAAAAUUAAAAGCAUGUUGAAGAAAUAAGAAGAAUAAGUCGCAAACAGAACUUAAAACAACAGACCAGCAAAACUCCGGAGCAAAGAGCAAAAAAAAAAACACAUUUAACAGAAAAAUUAGCAAAGCGCGCGCCAACAAUUAGUGGUGAGUAAGAAAAAUAUAAAUUACCAUAACAUACAUAGUGUGUGAGUUAGUGAAGAGCGAACAAUAAUAAUAAGUUGAUGAAAUAAGCAGUAGCAAAUUAAAUAUAAACCGCUUAUGAAAAUAACGAGCUAAAGUGGUGGCGGCCAAAAGGAAAAGGAACAACAAGCACAGCACCAAAAAAAGUAUCCUACAACAAAAAAUAAAAAUAAAAUAAAUAACAAACAAACAAAAAAAAAAAAACGCAAACCCCAAAACACCGAAAGUGGCAAAGUGAAAAAAUGAGCGCUGCUGCGUGCGAAAGUUUUCCCCGUGGAACCGUCGCGGCGUAGUUAGCGAGAAAAUGAAAAUUUGUAAAAGAAAAUCAAUUUCAUAAGCAACAAUAAAAACAAAAUUUCCAUCAACCCCGAGACAAGAAAAUAAUAAAGAUCUAAACCAAAAAAUAAAUCACCAAAAAAAAGUGCGCCAAAGAGGCUCAAGUGCGGAUACAAACAACUUGGCUAAGCUACUUGGCUAACGUGACGACGCGUCGUGGAGCCGACGCUGAAAUAUAUAUAUUUCAUACUUAGCACAGCUAAUGGCAACGGCCGUGCAACAUAAAAGGUACAGAGCAAACUUUUGUGAAUGAAAGCAAAAUAACCGCAAAUAAGUAAGCAAACGCCAACAACAAAAGCGACCAUAUCGAUUUUUGUGUAAGACAAAUGCUGAAAGUAAACACCAGGAAAAAAUCAACUCUUCCGCUGGUACACUUGAUUUAUCGAUAAGUGGAUGGUCUUUUAUGCUGGGAAAUUGAUUGUUCGACACUUGCAUAAUACGUUCAUAAGUCGCUGUGUCAUUGCAACACAACAAAUAGCACGUAACAAUAAAACAAAACGCUUUCGAUUAAAAUAAACAGUUUACAUACCACCAUGCCACUCUGGUUUUACCAAUCGAAAUCUAAUUAAAUUAAUUCGCCAUUUUCGCAAAGUUUACAUUGCAAAUCGCCCAACGAUUUUUACAAACAAACAUAGUCGCCAGUUACAUAGUUAUGCCACUAGCGUGCCGUUAUUUUAACUGUUACUGCAACCGUUCAACUGGCUGGAAAUUACGUGCAAUGCCAGAAUAGCAAAAUUAAUAGCGGCAGCAGUAACAGUACCAUUGACAUUGACCACGGAGGCCAGCAACAGCUAAACACAAUCAACCUUUUGCACGCUUUCAUGCCACACUUUGCCACCAAAAUGAACGGGGUGGCAACCUUCUGUUGAGCCACUAACUACAAAGUGCCGAAAAGGAAUCUAAAAUUCAGCAGCGAGCAGUGGUGAAUGCAGAAAGUCAAACGAAAACGGAAAAUAUCAUAAAAUGGCUACAAUAAAAAAUCGACAAUUGAAUUCAUUCAAAUUGCAACAACAGACGCACCAGCAACAGAAGCAACAGCAGCGACAGCAGCGAUGGCGGUGGUGGUGGUGGCGGCAGUCCCCUGAAGCCAGCUGUCGCAGCGCAUUCGCUUUGCUAAGCCGUUGUUCGUAUUGCGCAACAAAUUAUUUGAAAAGUUAUUGCCGCAUUAAGCGGCAUGGUGUUAAUAAAAAUAAAACUUUAUGUUGGCUGACAUUGACUUUGAUUUUAUUGAGCUGCAGCAGUUGGCAUGGACGACGAGGCCGUGGCGGCCGCGGUGGCAGCGGCGUUGGUGGUGGAGGCGGCGGUGGCGGCGGCGGCGCUUUCUGUUAUGCUCUUGAUAUUGGCACCUGUAAGCAGCCUCUCGGCAUGGAAUCCGGUGCCAUUGCUGAUACGCAAAUCACCGCCAGUUCAGCACAUGACAUGGGCAAUGUGGGCCCACAACAUGCCAGAUUGAAGGUCGACAAUAAUGGCGGUGCUUGGUGUCCAAAACACAUGGUAUCGCGUGGCCUCAAAGAGUAUUUACAAAUUGACUUGCUACAGGUGUAUGUCAUUACUGCGAUACGCACCCAAGGUCGUUUUGGCAAAGGUCAAGGUCAAGAGUAUACAGAGGCCUAUGUGCUGGAGUAUUGGCGUCCUGGAUUUGAGAAAUGGCUACGCUGGAAGACCAUACAAGGCAAAGAGAUCUUGCCAGGCAACAUUAACACCUACAGUGAAGUGGAGAAUGUCUUGCAGCCGACCAUUUUCGCCUCUAAGGUGCGCAUUUAUCCAUAUAGUCAAUACGAUCGCACUGUCUGCUUGAGGGCCGAAGUGGUCGGCUGUCUUUGGGAAGAUGGCAUCGUUUCGUAUAGCAUACCCAAAGGCGUUCAGCGUGGCAUGGAAAUUGAUUUAUCGGACAAGACGUAUGACGGUCAUGAAGAUGGCGAUCGCUAUGUAGAUGGAUUGGGACAAUUAGUAGAUGGACAAAAGGGCAAGGAUAAUUUUCGAACAGAUAUACAUGGAUUUGGAAAAGGUUUCGAGUGGAUUGGCUGGCGAAAUGAUACCCCUAAUCUAGUUGGUAAUCCGGUGGAAAUUACGUUCGAAUUUGAAAGCGUACGAAAUUUCAGCGCUGUCAUAUUGCAUACGAACAAUAUGUUUUCCAAGGAUGUGCAGGUUUUUGUGCACGCCAAGGUCUUCUUCAGCAUUGGCGGACGUCAAUAUGCCGGCGAACCGGUGCAAUUUUCUUAUAUGCCCGAUACGGUGCUGGAUCAUGCACGAGAUGUGACAAUCAAAUUGCAUCAUCGUCUGGGAAAAUAUUUACAAAUACAUUUGUACUUUGCAGCGCGAUGGAUAAUGCUGAGCGAAAUAACAUUCAUAUCAACACCCGUUGUUGGUAAUUUCACAGACGAAGAUUUCGCUGGUGGUGGUGGUGCCAUUGGUGUAGGCGCAACGCCACAAGAUAAUGCAGAAUAUCCAUUGCAGCGUGAUGAAGUGGAGCGCGUCAUUAAUGGAAAAUUUGGUGAACGCAGUCAGCAGCAAACGCCAUUGGUUAUUUCACCCAAACCAAUUGAUCAUCCGGAACCGGAAAGCAGCUUAAUUGGCUACAUAUUUGCCGUAUUAGUGGCCAUAAUUUUGGUGCUAGUCAUUGUCAUACUCUUAAUUGUCAUACGUAAUAAGCGCGGACGUGGCGGUAAUGUGCUCGAUGCAUUUCAGCACAAUUUCAAUCCGGAUACACUUGGCGGUGCUGAUAAACGCCUCAACUGCAAUGGCAUGAAGGCCGUCACCAUGGACAAUGACACGGAGUCCAUUGACAAGAGUAGCCUGUAUCAUGAGCCAUUUAAUGUGAACAUGUACACAAGUGCAGCGAGCGGCUGCUCCAUGAAUGACAUGCAACGACAACAUGUCACACCGGACUACACAGACGUGCCCGACAUUGUGUGCCAGGAGUAUGCAGUGCCGCAUAUGCAAGACCUAUUGCCCAGCGCACAAAAAUCCAACUCCAUUUAUGGCGCCAGUGCCGGUGGAAGUACCAGUAACUACAGCACUAGUGCACGCAAUACCCUCAACAGCAUGUUCCAAUCCAAAUUGUCCACUGCCAGUCAAAAACUACAGCAACUCCAACAUCAGCAUCCAUAUCAGUCGCAAUCGACGCCCCCACCACCGCCAGCACCGAACUCUGCAACAGCAGCAGCAGCAGCAGCAACUACGCAUUGCCCACCACCACCGAUACCACCACUACCGCCACUAAUGGGAAAUGCUAGCAACGAAAAAUACUAUGCAACCACAGCGAUUUGCAAAGCAAAUGCUACCAUCGCCGCCGCUAAUGCCCUGCAUGGUGCUGCUGCCGGUGGUAGCGCCUCCAAUGGGGGUGCCACCUGCAAUACGCUGCCCAAUGGCAGCAUUGGUGCUGGAAGCGGCAGUCUCGCCUCAACAACGGCCAGUCUUGCAUCGAGCUCUACAACGCCUACGGGCGGUUAUGGUUAUUCAAGUUCGGCCGGCACUUUAGCUGGUAUAAAACCGCAUCAUUACAAUUUGGAUUUGAGUGGAAAUGGCGCUGGUACUGAUGUCAACAACGAGGAGCAGGCCAAUUUUCAGGUGCAAGAGUUUCCGCGUCAAGCUCUGGUGAUAGUCGAAAAAUUGGGUUGUGGUGUUUUUGGCGAGCUACACUUGUGCGAGACGAAGGGUAUGAGCGCCAACUUGGUUGCGGUCGCUACUCUCCGGCCCGGCGCACCCGAACAUAUGCGCAAAGAAUUUCGCAGUAAGGCGAAACAACUGGCGCGUCUCAACGAUCCAAAUGUGGCGCAUUUACUAGGCGCUUGCCUGCGUGAUGAGCCCAUUUGCAUGGUAUUCGAUUACUCUGAAUGCUUGGGUGAUUUGAAUCAAUUCCUACAGGAGCAUGUAGCCGAAACGACGCACAGCCUACAGGCGGGUAUUAUGACGAAUAAGAGCUUAAGCUACGGCUGCCUGGUGUACAUGGCUACGCAAAUUGCAUCGGGCAUGAAACAUUUGGAGCAGAUGAAUUUCGUGCAUCGCGAUCUGGCAACAAGAAGUUGCAUUAUUGGCCCGGAAUUGACGAUAAAAGUCUGCUCCAUUGGCACUGUGAUAAAUCGCAUCGCUUACGCGGCCGACUACUGUCAGCUGGAGGGUACUUCCGGACGUCAAACGCAACCGAUGCCCAUACGAUGGAUGGCAUGGGAAAGUGUGCUGCUGGGUAAAUUCACAUCAAAAUCGGAUGUUUGGUCUUUUGCCGUAACGCUGUGGGAGAUAUUAACUUUUGCGCGCGAACAACCCUACGAACAUUUGACAGAUGAGAAGGUCAUCGAGAAUAUCGGACAUAUUUAUGCAGAUGAUAAGUUGCAUGAGCUGCUGCCGAUGCCGCUGAAUUGCCCGCGUGAAAUCUAUGAUUUAAUGUGCGAAUGCUGGCAGCGAAACGAAUCGAGUCGACCAAAUUUCCGCGAGAUACAUCUAUUCCUGCAACGGAAGAAUUUAGGCUUCAAGCCCAACAAUGCAAUGCAUUACUAAAAUUUGCAAAAAAAAAAAGAUAGAAAUAUUUUGCAAAACAAAACCAACGAUUUUGCAAAAAAUCUCGAAAAAAUGGUAAGCUACACAAAAGAUGUGCAUAAAUCAUAAAAAAAAAAAAAUUAUAAAACACCGCUUGAAUGGCAGAGAAACCGUAGCAUUUUUAUGUAAAGAAAAAAAUAUUAUGAGCAAAGCAAAACCUGGCGAAUUUACUACUUAAAUAAACGUAUGUAUGUAUGUAAGUGACAAAUGACUAGUGACUAAUGACAACUUACAGCUGGGCGUGAAGAGUUAUGCUGUAAGAAAUUAUCAUUUCACUCAGUAACUGUAGUUAAGUACUUACUUCGUAGAAAUGUAAUAAUAAAUAAGUAAUUGUGGUGUAAUUCUGUAGCUGUUAAGCGAGGCAAAACAAAAUAUAUUUUCUGAUGGAAAAGGUAAA